AUGAAUCAAAAUUUAGAUGGACAUUCGAAUGUUGUUCAUAUAGCAGAAUGGAAUGAAUGCUAUCAGAAGUUGACAACAUGCGACAGUAAUGGUUUGAUAAUUGUUUGGUUGACACAAAGUGAUAGUUGGUAUGAGGAAAUGAUCAACAAAAGGAAUAAAUCAGUUGUGGUUGGUAUGGCAUGGAGUCAUAAUGGUAGUAAAAUUGCAAUCGCUUAUGAGGAUGGACAAGCAAUUGUUGGUUCGGUUGAUGGGAAUCGUUUAUGGAAUAAAAAUGUUGCAAGUAAUUUGGUGACACUCUGUUGGUCAGGUGACUCAUCAUUGGUACUAUUCGGCUUAAUAGACGGUGAAAUACAGUCAUAUGAUGCGACAGGUGUAUUUAUAUAUAAAUUACGUAUGGCUUGCAUAGAAAAUGUUGAAUUGGAAACAGCUUUAAAUAAAGAUUUACGACGUAUUACAAUUGUUUCGAUGGAAUGGUUUACUCCAUUAACUCAAACAAAUGAAUAUUCAAACAAUUAUCAAGUUAAUUUUAAUUAA
Brugia pahangi is the source of this 534-nucleotide messenger RNA. The record is from the annotation of a GenBank genome assembly. NCBI's taxonomy places the organism in Eukaryota, Metazoa, Nematoda, Chromadorea, Rhabditida, Onchocercidae.